This is a messenger RNA of Cadophora gregata, 2388 nucleotides long. RefSeq lists its product as uncharacterized. Gene Ontology annotation, cellular component: membrane. The transcript is spliced from 14 exons. Gene Ontology annotation, biological process: potassium ion transmembrane transport. The coding region runs from base 1 to 2388 and encodes 795 amino acids. The record is from RefSeq and is a predicted model, not a curated record. Gene Ontology annotation, molecular function: potassium ion transmembrane transporter activity. Lineage: Eukaryota; Fungi; Ascomycota; Leotiomycetes; Helotiales; Ploettnerulaceae.
AUGGCUACGAUUCGAAUUGCAGAUGAAAUUCAUCCAAUAAGAACGAAUGAUGGGACGAGCAGUGCUUUAGCUGGUGGUGUUUACCCCAUCAGAAACCCUUCUCUGGUCGACCUUCGGGCCACCAGAAGUCGCUCCGUGGAGCGACGAGGUGUUAGACUCAAUGACAAUGUACAUGAUGACGGGGGGUUGCGUCAAGAGGGAGAUUUCAAGAAGAAACAGGUCUUCAAGGGCAAAUACCUCUUGUGGCUAGCUUACCAGAGCAUUGGAGUGAUAUAUGGUGACAUCGGAACCAGUCCUCUUUAUGUGUACUCUUCUACUUUCACCUCCGAACCGUCCUAUCAGGACCUCGUUGGUGUGCUUUCGGUGAUAAUAUGGUCUCUCACUAUGAUGGUGACGGUCAAAUAUGUCCUCAUCAUAUUAUACGCCGAUAACGAGGGCGAAGGAGGGACAUUCAGCACCUAUUCGCUACUCUCGAGAUUCGCAAACAUCACGAAACGAGAUCCGCGCGAAGCCUCCCUCAUAAAGAUGGAACGAUAUCUUACUGGCGAUAUUGAAGGUGCCAAUCUCAGGGUCCGUUCGCGUAUCGAGAAGAGUAAGCUGGCGCGAGGUCUGUUGAAGACAAUCGGUGUUCUGGCUGUAUCUAUGGUCAUGUCCGAUGGGGUCUUGACUCCCGCCCAGUCUGUACUGGGUGCAGUCCAAGGUCUCAGCGUCGUGAAACCCGAUAUCGAGAAGUCGACAAUCGUUGGGACUACCUGCGGCAUCCUAAUCCUCCUCUUCCUCAUACAACCUUUUGGUACAACAAAGCUUGCAUCAUCGUUCGCACCAAUCGUCAUUGUCUGGCUAGGUUUCAACGCUGGCUUUGGAAUCUACAAUCUUGUCAAUUUCGAUCACUCUGUUCUGAAAGCUUUCUCCCCAGGUUAUGCCUUUGACUUCUUAGUGAGGAAUGGCCAUGGUGGUUGGAGAAUGCUGGGAGGUAUCUUACUAGCUUUUACUGGAGUCGAGGCUCUAUUUGCCGAUCUGGGAGCUUUCAGCAGAAGGGCCAUACAAAUCUCUUGGCUCGCAUAUGCGUUCCCUUGUCUUCUCCUGGGGUAUGUUGGCCAGGCAGCAUACAUCAGUAAAAAUGAAGGAGCGUACACGAACCCGUUCUUCAAUGCUGCUCCUCCUGGUAUGCUCUAUCCGAGUUUGGUCAUCGCCAUUUUGGCUGCCAUUGUUGCAAGCCAGGCAAUCAUCACCGCGACUUUCCAGCUUCUUGCCCAAGUGAUGAAACUCAGUUACUUCCCCCAAAUCAAAGUCGUGCACACUUCAAAGAUUUUUCACGGUCAAGUCUACAUCCCUUUGAUUAACUGGCUCCUCAUGAUCGGAACUGUCCUUGCUGCAGGAAUUUACAACAACACCACAUCUCUUGGUAAUGCUUACGGGGUCUGUGUCAUGUUUGUCACCUUCUUCGACUCUUGUAUGGUUUCCCUCGCCGCACUAAUCGUCUGGCGUCUACCAUACUAUGUUGUCUUUCUACCAUGGCUCGUGUUCGCCUGUUUAGAUGGCGUCUACCUAUCUGCAUCUCUCGUAAAAGUUCCAGACGGAGCCUGGUUCACAUUGCUACUCUCUGGAGUCAUUACCUGCUUUCUGAUUCUCUGGCGAUUUGGGAAGGAACAGCAGUGGUGCUCCGAGGCUGAAGAUCGCGUCGCGACUACACAUCUUGUCGAGAAGGGAGACGAUGGAGCAAUUAAACUUACGCAGUUGUACGGCGGUGAUGACUUGAGCUCCAUCAAAGGCUUUGGUAUUUUCUUCGACAAAGCUGGAGAGACUACCCCAGCGGUAUUUACCCAGUUCUUGAGCAAGCUCGUUGCUGCCCCUGAGAUCAUGGUAUUCUUCCAUCUUCGUCCUCUCGAAACACCCUCCAUAGCUCCAGAAGAUCGUUACACCGUAACCCGCGUCGCCAUCCCGAACUGCUACCGCCUCGUCGUCCGCCACGGCUACAUGGAUGAAGUGAUCACCCCCGACCUUGCCUCCCUUGUCUGCGAACAAGUCCGCAACUUUAUUGUCUGCCAAGGUGACUCUCUCAAAUCGACUCCCUCGACGUCUAUCCAGACACAAGAUGUAGCUUUCACACCUCUUCCGAGAAAUGAUGAGAAGCGACAUGAGAUGAAGUCUCUUGCAACCGAUGAGACGAUCGCAAAAGACUUGGCGAAAUUGCAACAUGCUUUCGAUAGACAGGUUUUGUACAUCAUUGGAAAGGAGCAGAUGAGAGUUAAGAGUGGUACGGGCUGGUGGAGGAAGGCUAUGUUACAUGCAUUUUUGUGGCUCAGGGAUAAUACUCGUACGAAGAUCGCGAACUUGAGGGUUCAGCCUGAUCGGGUUAUUGAGGUGGGCUUUGUUAAGGAGGUCUAG